This is a messenger RNA of Cyphellophora europaea CBS 101466, 651 nucleotides long. RefSeq lists its product as uncharacterized. NCBI's taxonomy places the organism in Eukaryota, Fungi, Ascomycota, Eurotiomycetes, Chaetothyriales, Cyphellophoraceae. The transcript has 2 exons. Bases 1 to 651 code for a protein of 216 amino acids. The record is from RefSeq and is a predicted model, not a curated record.
AUGAAGACAACAGCUGCCGCCCUCGUCGGCCUCAGCGCUAUUGCUCCCAUCCUUGCCCAGGACGUUGAUCGGGAUGACAUCCCCAGCCAAUGCCAAAUUGUUUGCUCCAAUAUCGCGGUUGUGUCAGAGGAAUGUGACCGGGCCUUCCGUCGCGACCGCGACGAACGGGACUGUAUGUGUCAGGCUGAAAAUGCCAGGGAAGUGGUCCCUCUAUGCGCCGCCUGCAUCGAGUUCUAUGACAGCGAUGAUGAUGAUGAUAGUGACAGUGACGAUGAUGAAGACAAUGAUGCUGGCGAACUCCGAAGAGGCUGUGGAUUCUCGUCCAUCACAUAUAACCCGUCGAGUCAAUAUAUAGUUCCCCAAAUGACGGCUGCAACGACCAUCAGCAGCGGUACAGCUAGCACCACGUCCCCGACCGCAACCAGCAACCAAGGACAGCUUACUUCGGCUCUGAACAGCAUCUCCUCUGAACUGGCGACUGCUACCACGACGGACAGUGCCUCACUCUCGUCAGUCAUCAGCAGCGUGUCAAGCCAAGUUGGUGGCCAGGCGAGUGCUGCAUCUGAUAACUCAAAUGCAGGUGUAAAGCGGGAUGAUCCCCCGGCUGCGCUGGCUGGCGCUGCUCUGUUGGCUGCCGCGGCUUUCUUAUGA